Sclerotinia trifoliorum is the source of this 2220-nucleotide messenger RNA. The record is from the annotation of a GenBank genome assembly. NCBI's taxonomy places the organism in Eukaryota, Fungi, Ascomycota, Leotiomycetes, Helotiales, Sclerotiniaceae.
GGAAAAUCAAUCUACGCGAUUGAAGCUCUGAGAAGCUCUGAAGCUGAUCUGAACUUGGGAUAUCUUAAACCUUACAUUUUCAACCCAAAACGAUAAUUAACGAUCAAUUGACAAACCAACCUUUCGCAUCAACGAUAACAGGAAAAUCAUUGUCGCAAACAUGGCCGAUGUCAAUGCUGAUUGUAAGUGUCUUGGGUUUCUUUCCUCAAGUCCCGUUACUGUUUCUUUUCAUUAGCUUCUCCCCCUCCCUCAAACUUUGCGCUCGAAUCCAAUGCGCCGACGAGCAAAUCCCUACAUAAACAUUAUUUCUUCAUUUCAUGAGAGCUAAUACCAUCAUCUCCAGGGGCUGCUGAUUCCAAUGAAGCUAUUUAUAUCUCAUUGGUCACUCCAAGCACGGGAGCCACAACCUCACUUCACACUUUCACCCCGAAGUUCACAUAUCCCAUAUUCGGAGAUGAAGAAUCGAUAUUUGGAUACCAGGGCUUGAGAAUCAACUUAAAAUACAAUGCCUGUGAUAUGCGACCAGGCCUACAAAUUACUUACAACAAGAGGUUCAAGGCAGUGGGUGAUAUAGAACCAACGGAUUUGAAGGCGACGCUGGAACCAUUCUUACCAAAGAGUACGUAUUGCUCCGACGGAGCUGCCAUUUUCUAUUACUGAUGUCAGUACAGCUGCUUUUGAAAAGUCAAGUGUUUUCGAUUCAAAUAUCUCGGCUAUCCCAGCAGAUUGGCAUCCACCGGGAGAACUCUUUCGCGCAAUUGAGGUCGCUGGUGAGACAUUUGAAAUAUGGAAAGGUAUCCUCUCUGAUCCUGUCGUUCAACAAACCAUCAAGCGCAUUCAAAUAUUAGUCCCUUUAUUCAUUGAAGGAGGGACGUUACUUGAUCUCGAUGAAUCGGAAGACGAUCUUGAGCGAUGGACUGUAUUUUUCUUAUACCACAAGAAGCCACCCACAGCCUCAUUUUUCGGGAAAUCUUCAUCAUACGUAUUCAUGGGAUUUUCAACCGUCUAUCGCUAUUAUAUGUACACACCCACGACUCCGCCACAAACUCCCAAUGGUGAUAAGAUAGCUCCAGAAUUUACGCUUCCUGUCGAUGGAGUCUCGUUCAAUACUCUUCCUUGUCGGUCAAGGAUAUCUCAAUUUAUGAUUCUUCCACCCUUCCAAAGCGGGGGCAAGGGAUCAUUGUUUUAUAAUGCAAUAUUCGACUACUUGUCUGAUGAUCCAUAUACAAGAGAGAUCACGGUAGAGGACCCGAAUGAGGCAUUCGACGAUUUAAGAGAUAUUAACGACCUAGCUCGUCUACGCAAAGACGAAAGAUUCCUCAAGUUGAAGCUCGAUUCAAAGUUGAAGAUCAACCCUAAAGGGCCAGCUCCUACGAAACUUUUCGACACUAAAUCAUACGAAGAACUCCGAACUCAAGUAAAAAUUGCCCCUCGGCAAUUUGCCCGCGUCCAUGAAAUGUACCUUCUGUCCAUAAUUCCCCAGUCUGUCAAAGCAGCUCCUCUCCACGAUACAGCUGAAACUUCCAAAGAAUCUUUACCGCCUCCCAGGAAAGAAGAUGAACAUACAUACCAUCUCUGGCAACUCCUCGUUAAACAACGUUUAUAUCGCCACAAUAAAGAAGCAUUGGCGCAAUUAGACCGUGGAGAAAGAAUCGAUAAAUUGAACGAGACCUUGAUGGGUGUAGAGGCUGAUUACGGAAGAUUAAUUGAGGCGGUCAAUGAAAGGAGUGAAAAAGAGAAACGGACUGCUGUGGGAAAGGGCAAGGGGAAGAGUACAGUUAAUGAGAGUGGGAAGAGGGCUGUUAGUGGGGGGGAUGAAGAUGAAGAUGAUGGAGAAGAUGAGAAUGACGUACCAUUGGCUAAGAGGUUGAAGUUUGCUUCUUAAAGACCAGAGCACAUUUCGGGCGGUAUGUGACGGCGGAGGGACAUGUAUCAAAACUGGUACCAAAUUACUAUUCGAUCAUGGCGUUUGGGUGUGUUUUAUGCUCAGGGAUGAUAUCAGGGAAUGCUUGAGAUGUUUUCACACUUUGGUUUUCGGGUGGGAAUCAAUAAACACGGAGAGGAAGAAUAAAUACCAGAGCUGGUCAAUUUAUUUCAGCUUCAGAGAUUAGUAUGAAAAGAAAAUAAGUACAGCAAGUCAUAGAAUGAUCACUAUGGCGCCAGCCAUUUUGUCGUUGCAUUUUCCCCAUCCAUCUUGGUAUUCAUUUUCCCAUGCCAUUC